ACCGAAGCGUUAAAGCAGAAACAUAGGGAAUAGAGAGAGAGAAAAUAAUGAUAUCUCCAAAAUACCCUUACAGUUCCCAAAAUUAUGAAACAAAAGUACACAAGCUCCUUUUUCAUUCUCAUGGCUGAGAGACUCACUUGUUGCACUUGAAGCCAUCCAUCAUCUAAUCUUAUUCCGUUCUGCACACAUACACAUAUAAAUAUAAAUACAAUUUCUCUUUUGGUAAUUUCACCGAAAAAAAUAAAAAAGAGAAAAAAAAAUGUCCCAAUUUAAUCAUAAAGGUGGUCAGUCCUCCACGCUCGGGCGGAGGAUUCACCACCGUGUGUCGUUGCUUCGCCGAUGUAUCCUCCGUGCUCUUCAACGGUUUCUUGUCUGUUCCGGAAAGAAGCCCGGUGCUAAUGCCACAUAUAGCAUGUUACCGCCACGUGCCGCAUUACCCUCUCCUCUGCCGCCGUUGGAAUCCACCGUAGAAUCUGCCCCACCACCGUUGUUUCACACACAUGAAUUGGACACUGAUUUGGUUUCUCUCAAAAUCAGCUUGUUGGGUGAUUGCCAAAUUGGAAAAACCAGCUUUUUGGUGAAAUAUGUAGGGAAUGAAAAAGAACAAGGAGGGGAACAGAGGAAAGGGGUAAAUCAAAUGGACAAAACUUUGGUUGUGGGUGGAGCACGUAUAUCCUACUGUCUCUGGGAAGUACAAGGGGAUGGGAAAUCAGAAGACCAGAUUCCAAUGGCAUGUAAGGAUUCAGUGGCAAUUUUAAUCAUGUUUGAUCUAACAAGUCGAUGCACAUUAAACAGUGUUCUGGGAUGGUAUAAAGAAGCAAGGAAAUGGAAUCAGACGGCAAUACCAGUAUUGAUAGGAACCAAGUUUGAUGAUUUCAUUCAGCUCCCUAUUGAUAUGCAAUGGACCAUUGCUAGUGAGGCUAGAACAUAUGCAAAGGCCUUGAAUGCCACUUUGUUCUUUUCAAGUGCAACAUACAACAUCAAUGUGAACAAGAUCUUCAAGUUCAUCACUGCAAAACUCUUUGACUUACCAUGGACAGUAGAAAGGAAUCUAAAUGUUGGAGAACCCAUCAUUGAUUUUUGAAAAUGUAAAUUUACGUAGAAAUAGAAGAAUAUCUAUGUCGAAGUAAUUUGCUCAAAAAACUCAAAGUAAUUCAACCGGCCAACCGAAGAUGUUAGUCAAAUUCUCGUCACUCUCGGGGCAAACGAGUUGUUAGGUACUUCCUCAAGACUUAAAUAUAAGUAAAAAUGUGCAUGUAUUUAUUUUAAUACAUAUACAUUUUUUGUGUUUAUAUUUAAGUUUUGAAUAUAGAGAAGUCAUUUUCAAUGAAAAAAAUAAUGUUCAAUUGUCACAUACAAAAGUGUGAUUUUACAUGAAUAAAAAAAAAAAGGAAGUGGAAAAUAAAAAAAAAUGAUAAAGUUAACUGGUGAUAAUGUUGCAAUUACAAAUUAGGCCAUGGUGCUUUUGUCUUACUUUGAAGGAAUUCUUUUUUUAAGACAUGUACUUGUUCUUCUUUUGUUUCCUUGUAUUUCUCACUAAGUUAUGUAGUUGUGGUAUUCCAAAGCUUCUACCGAAUAAACAAAUUGUUUGAAAUGGUUCA
Molecule: messenger RNA, 1601 nt
Organism: Cicer arietinum (chickpea)
Lineage: Eukaryota; Viridiplantae; Streptophyta; Magnoliopsida; Fabales; Fabaceae
Product: septum-promoting GTP-binding protein 1
Molecular function (GO): GTPase activity; GTP binding
Source: RefSeq, a predicted model, not a curated record